UUAGUAUUACUGUUAGAAAAAUGAAAAAGAAAAGAUGAGAAAAAGAGUAAGAAUAUCUAUGUAAAUCUAUAACAUGAAUACGUAAAAUUUUAUAUACAUCUGGUUAUAAUUUUACAUCGCAGGUCCGUAUGUUUCCCUUAAUAAUGGCUCUGACAGGAAAGCUUUGUCGUGACUGGAAUUAUUGUCCUUUGUCGAUUUUUCUUUUUUCCAAGCUUUCUCCAUCAAUCGCGGAAAUGAUAACAUUAUGAAAUCGGUCUCCGAGAUUUUUUUUCAUCGGGAAACUGUCUCUGAUAUUUUUUUUCAUUGGGAAACUGUCUCCGAGAUUAAGAUUAUAAAACUUCAGCCCGGGAUUAGAGGCCCAACUCCACUGUCUCGAGUUGAGCGUUGUUCAUCCAAAGUUUUACGGACAAAAGUUAUGAUUGUUUCUGGUCGGGUAAAGAACAAAAAACAAUGGCAGAGGUUGUCGUUGCUUUAGUUGUCCAAAGAAUCGCCGACUUGCUUACUCAAGAAUUAACUUUUCUGAGAGAUGUGAAGGAAGAUGUUGAGAGUCUGCAAGGAGUACUGAGACGGAUCCAGUCUUUCUUGAAGGAUGCAGACUGCAAGCAAUAUCAAGAUGAGCGUGUUCGGAACUGGGUUGCUGAAAUCAGAGGCGUAGCUUAUGAUGCUGAGGAUGUAAUAGAAUCCUAUAUUCUUAAGAUUGCAACACGUAGAGUAGAAGGAGCACGUGGAAUCACCAAGAAGGUUAGCUCUAUUUUCAUAAAAGUUCCUCGUCUCCGUGUGAUCAAGAGCCGGAUCGAAUCCAUCCGAAACAAGAUUGAGGCAAUUUCUGCUAGUAUGCAGACUUUUGACAUCAAACUUGAUGCUGAAAGAGCGGUUCCAGGUUCUGCAAGUGAGAUGCAACAACGACUGAGAAGAUCCUAUCCACAUGAUGAGGACGACGUGAUCAGCUUUCACGCAAUCAGGAGGGAUAUUAACGCUCAGUUGAUGAUGGCAGCAGAGCGACGCCAGGUUGUUUCCAUAGUAGGAAUGGGGGGACUUGGUAAAACAACUCUUGCCAAGAACAUAUACAAUGACAUUAAUGUGAAGCAACACUUUGAUUGUUGUGCUUGGGUCUUCAUAUCUCAACAAUACACUCCAAGAGAUCUGUUAGUAAGAAUCUGGAUUGAUGUUGCGUCUACUACAGAUAAGUCAAAGUUGGAAGCAAUAACGGAGGAAAAGCUUUUUGCAUCUACUAAUAUAGAGUCCAUGAAAGAGGAACAAUCGCUGAAAUCCAUGUUGGAAAGGAUGGAAGAGGAGGAUUUGGUUAAAAAGCUCUAUAAAGUGUUAGAGCAAAAGCGAUACUUGGUGGUGCUCGAUGAUAUUUGGAAUACUGAAGCAUGGGAUUGUUUAAAACGAGCUUUCCCAAAUGGGAAGAAAGGAAGCAAAAUUUUGUUCACAACCCGUAACAAAAGCCUUGCUUCUUAUGCUGAUCCGUCGAUAACUCCAAUGGAACCGCCAUUUUUGACAAAUAAUGAAGCAUGGGAGCUUCUCAGGAGAAAAGCAUUUCCCGUCGAGCAGAGUUGCCCACGAGAUCUUGAGAUUUUGGGGAGGGAAAUGGUGAAAAAAUGUGGAGGAUUGCCCUUAGCUGUUGGUGUACUUGGUGGGAUAUUGGCAACAAAAAAAUCUUUGAAUGAGUGGAAGACAGUUCAGAAAAACGUUAAUGCACACUUUGCUAUGUUGGAACGAAAAAAUCAAUAUGGAGGAGUGUAUGGGAUAUUAGCUAUGAGCUACCAUGAUUUGCCUUAUCACUUGAAGCCAUGCUUCCUCUAUCUUUCCCAAUUUCCAGAGGAUUGGGAGUUUCACAAGAGGACACUAAUUCGAAUGUGGAUUGCUGAAGGCUUUAUAGCACAAUCGCAGGAUUCAGCAAACCAAACAAUGGAAGAUGUGGCUGAAAUAUAUUUGGAAGAGCUUGUAAGCAGGUGCAUGGUUCAAGAAACUGAAAGGGACCACACUGGAAUUCAUGUCAAAAUUUGCCGCAUCCAUAGUCUGAUGCGAGAUACCUGUAUAUCAAAGGCAGGAGAUGAGCAUUUCGCUGGAGGCAUUGAACACCGAGACGAGUUUGCAACAAACACUAAAUCUCGCUUUUUGAAGUCCGCAACGAGCCAGCCACGAAGAAUUGCUGUUCAUCCUCGUAUCGAUGGAGACAAUGCUGGUAAGAGAUUCUAUGUGCCGUUGGUAAAAUGUGGUGAUCCACAUCUUCGUUCCCUUCAUUACUUUGUUGAUCAAGACAAAUAUCGUAUGACUAGGGGGCAAGAAAUUUACAUUCUCAGCCAUUUUCGACUGCUUAGAAUCUUAAAUCUUGAGAAUAUAUAUCUGAGCAAAUAUCAUGUACCUGGAGAUAUUGGCAAUUUGAUUCACUUAAGAUAUCUUGGAUUGAGAAAUACUGGAUUAUGGGUAACAACGAAGUAUCUGUUUGUGGUCUCCACUUCUUUACCACCAUCCAUAGGUAACUUGAAGAGUUUGUACACCCUUGACGUACGAAAAAAUUCUUUGGAAACCUUACCUGAUGUGCUGUGGAAAUUAGAAAAUUUGAGACAUUUGUUAGUAGAGCCUGAAGUUGAUGGGCAAUUGCGGCUGGAUACAUUAACACACUUGGAGACUUUGAAGUGGGUACGAGCUAAGAAUCUAAUUGCAAACAAUGCAUUGUGCAAAUUGACUAAUGUUCGAAAUUUAGGAAUAUAUUUCAAAGAAACACAGGAAGUGGAUGUUGUCCUAAAAUCUCGCAUUUUUGAACAAGGCCGUCUUAGUAGCUUGAAGAUGUCGAUCUCAGAAGAGGGUUCAUUUCCAAAUUUGGAAUCACUUUCACGUUGUGAUCAUCUUACGAAACUAGAGUUACAAGGAAAAAUACUAGAAGAUCCCGAAGAAUCACUCCGUCACAAUCUGAAAUUCCUGCCAGAAAGCCUCACCAAGUUAACUUUGUCUCAUUCUCUGUUAAAGCAAGAUCCAAUGUGUAUUCUGGGAAAUAAGUUGCAUAAUUUGAGGUUUCUGUUCCUGCAUACAUUAUCUUACGAGGGUUCUGAACUUGUGUGCUCUGCGAAUGGAUUUCCGAGACUUGAGAUUCUUACAAUUGAAGAGUUAGAAUUAGAAGAAUGGCAAAUAGAGGAAGGUGCAAUGCCCUGUCUCAGGACUUUAAAAAUAAAGGCUCUAGAUAAACUGAGGAUGAUUCCAGAAGGUUUCAAGUUCCUCGUUAGCCUCCAAGAAUUGAAAAUCAUCGACAUGGCAGCAUUUGCAAAGAGGGUUCAAGUGAUUGAUGGAGUAGAAGGAGAGGAUUUUGACAAGGUGCAGCACAUAGGCAUCCAUGUCAUUUGACUAUUCAUGGGGAUGCAAGUCAUAGGUUGAUGAAUUGGAAACGGACUCGGAAGACUCGAUGGAGGAGUGACCAUGUUGCUGAAAGUGCCAAAGUUACCGUCUUCACAUCACAAGCUUUGUUCUUGUGUUGCAUAAUUGAUCACAUCCAUCUGAUCCUACUCCAAUACUGUCACUGUAAAAUUUUCUUUUCACGUUGUAAUGCAAAUUCCUGACAGAUUUUUACUUGUUAUCAGAGUGGUGAUUUUAAAUUUUUGAUGAUAAUAGAGAGAUGAACAAUGAAUCUCAUGCAACGGAUGGAUAUAGGUUAAAUAGAGACACAGCUGAACAGUGAUGGACCUUUCUAAAAAUGUUAAUAUGGAAGUGUGUGUAUGCGUAUAUAUUGAACUUCUUGUAAUAUUUUAUUCAUGAAAUAAAAUAGCAUUUUUCCUUUCUUCUCAA
Manihot esculenta (cassava) is the source of this 3786-nucleotide messenger RNA. Its product is annotated as putative disease resistance protein At1g50180. The transcript is spliced from 2 exons. Bases 451 to 3348 code for a protein of 965 amino acids. Gene Ontology annotation, molecular function: ADP binding. The record is from RefSeq and is a predicted model, not a curated record. Gene Ontology annotation, biological process: defense response to other organism. NCBI's taxonomy places the organism in Eukaryota, Viridiplantae, Streptophyta, Magnoliopsida, Malpighiales, Euphorbiaceae.